AUGCACGCGCCUGUAUUUUUCACCCUCUUUGCACUUUUGGCGCACGGUUUUACCGGAGCUGAGGCGCGCGCUCCGUGUUCCCCCAGGUGUGACACGGCCAGGUGCGCACCGUGUGCACCGGGAGAGAUGGGCUCACCGUGCGGCCGCAAACGCGACCCUGUGUGCGCCCCCGGGCUGGAGUGUGUGCGCACCGGGGGGAAGAAGUCCUGGAAGGGAACGUGCAGGUGUAAGAGCGGCUCUCCGGUGUGCGGCAGUGACGGGAAGAUCUACACCAGCCUGUGCAGGAUGGAGGCGGCCAGUCUCAGGGCGCAGCAGAAAGGAUUCGGUACCAUCACGGUGGCGCACGAGUACCGGUGCGCACAUACAGUCUCAGGUCCCGCCCACCCUAACAGUCCCAGGUACAAGUUUAACUUCAUCGCUGAUGUUGUGGAGAAAAUCGCUCCCGCUGUGGUUCAUAUCGAGCUCUUCGUCAGCCAUCCGCUGUUUGGUCAGCACGUACCGUUGUCCAGCGGUUCCGGGUUUAUCGUGAAGGAAUCCGGCGUGAUCGUGACCAACGCUCACGUGGUGACCAGUAACGCCGGCACGGCGAGUCGACAGCAGCUUCGCGUGCAGCUACACGAUGGCAAAACGUACGAGGCCGCCAUAACGGACAUAGACAAUAAAGCCGAUAUCGCCACCAUCAAGGUCAACCCACAGAAAAAGCUGCCGGUGCUUCCUCUGGGACGGUCAGUUAACCUGCGCCCGGGGGAGUUUGUGGUGGCCAUCGGCAGCCCCUUCGCCCUGCAGAACACGGUGACCACUGGCAUCGUGAGCACGGCACAGAGAGACGGCAAGGAGCUCGGUAUCCAAGACUCGGACAUGGAUUAUAUCCAGACAGACGCCAUCAUUAACUAUGGAAACUCUGGGGGGCCUCUUGUUAACCUCGAUGGCGAGGUGAUUGGCAUCAACACACUGAAGGUUACAGCGGGCAUCUCCUUUGCCAUUCCGUCAGACCGCAUCCUUCGAUUUCUAGAAGAGUCUUACAACAAGCAGUACAAAGAUAAACACAGACUGGUGACGCUGCAGUUUACACCAUCUCAGACUGGCGUACCUGAGUCAGAAGUAAAAAGCACCAGGAAAAGGUUUCUUGGAAUCAGAAUGAUCACCAUCACAAAGGAUCUGGUUAAAGAGCUGAAGCAGCUCGAUCCCUCGUUCCCAGACAUCAUCAGCGGGGUUCUUAUUCACCAGGUCAUUCCAGAUUCACCCGCCCAUAACGGCGGACUGGAGAUAGGCGAUGUUAUCGUGAAGCUAAACGGCCGGCCGUCACUCAGCACAGACGACGUCCAGUCGGCACUUAGAGGAGACGCCUCCCUUCUCUUAGAGGUUCAGCGCGGCCAUAAUAGUUUACUAUUCAGCAUCGAACCUGACGUUAUCAUGCAUUAAAAAAAUGUUUUACAGACUUUAUGGAUCAAGUUUGAGAUCUAAAGGACUUUAAAGUGUAAAUUUAAA
Messenger RNA from Trichomycterus rosablanca, 1488 nucleotides. Its product is annotated as serine protease HTRA3-like. Bases 1 to 1422 code for a protein of 473 amino acids. Gene Ontology annotation, biological process: proteolysis. The transcript has 10 exons. Gene Ontology annotation, molecular function: serine-type endopeptidase activity; protein binding. Lineage: Eukaryota; Metazoa; Chordata; Actinopteri; Siluriformes; Trichomycteridae. The record is from RefSeq and is a predicted model, not a curated record.